AACAAUAUUUAUCAGUCUCAUUUCAUUCGUUUGGCGACAGAACACGCAACAAUUUUAAGUAUUCCGGAAAAAAAUCUUAUAAUUUCGUGCUUUAAAAAUAUCUAUACAUAUUUUUUUAUUUUUUCUUUAUUAUUUUUGAAAAAAGUUUAUGUGAUAUUUGUAAAAUAAAAAAAUGCUGCGUUUAACGGGACGACUUGCUUGCCGGGCUCUGAAACAGAGAGUUCCGGUGAUAAAGAGGAAUUACUCGCAGAUGAUCAAUCAGAUGCUCCAAAUUCAACAAAUGGAAAUAUGUGCUGAUCCUCCCUCGCGUGGUCUUAUCAUUGGAGUCUAUGCCGAUGAGGAAGACAAGAAUGAUGCAGGAAUUCUAACGCAGGCUGGCUGGCGCUACAAUGUCCAGAAGACACAUGGACGGUUGCUGGAGGUUCUACGUAUGUCGGGGCCCAUGCCCAAGCGAGGAGAAACGCGAUUACUCUUCGCCAUUGAGCCAGAACGUGUGCCAUAUUACUCGGCUGUAGCUGUGGUUGGAUUGGGUAAGGAAUGCCUGGGCUACAAUCCCUAUGAGGUCCUUGAUGAGCAGAAGGAGGCUAUACGUCGAUCUGUGGCCGAUGCUUGUAGAAUCCUAGCCGAACUCGACACGGAUCGAAUUGAAGUCGAGAACUGUGGCCAUGCGGAGUCGGCAGCCGAAGGCGCAGCAUUGGGCAUCUGGGUUUACCAGGAACUACGUGAUCCUAAGAAACGAAUGUCAGUUCCCUCUAUAGAUUUAUAUGCCACCAAGGAUGAGAUUUGCGACAUUGAAGGCUGGCGAAUUGGAUUGCAGAAAGCAGCCGCACAGAACUUGACCCGUCAGCUCCAGGAGAUGCCUUCCAACUUGCUGACCCCCACAGCAUUUGCCCAAAAUGUCGUGGAGGUUCUGUGUAAAUCCGGUGUCAACGUAGAGGUCAAAGUAGAGGGUUGGGCUGAGAGUCAGUCCAUGCAUGCCUUCCUGGCAGUUGGCAAGGCUUCCUGUGAGCCGCCCAUCUUCUUGGAGCUGAGCUACUAUGGAACUUGCGCUGAGGAACGCCCUAUUGUGCUUGUGGGACAGGGCGUGACCUUUGAUGCUGGCGGUUUGUGCCUCAAGGAGCGUGAUGAGCUCUUCCAUAUGCGUGGUGACAUGACCGGAGCCGCUGUUGUGGUGGCCACCUGUCGUGCCGUGGCUGGACUGAGAUUACCGGUCAACAUUCGUGGUCUAAUCCCGCUUUGCGAGAAUGUUGUGGGAUGCAACUCCUUCCGUCCUGGCGAUAUGGUCAAAUCGAUGAAUGGAAAGACCAUUGAGGUUCAGUGUACCGACCACGAGGAUGUUCUCGUCCUAGCCGAUGCUCUCUUGUACGGACAGAACUUCUGUCCGAAGUGCAUCAUUGAUAUUGGCACUUGCUCUGGAUACAUGCGACAGGCCUUGGACGAGGCUGCCUGUGGUGUCUUUACGAAUUCCGAGAUCCUAUGGCAGCAAAUUAAGCACGCCAGCAUGCAUACUGGAGAUCGCGUGUGGCGUUUCCCUCUGUGGAACUACUACAGCAAGGCUGUCCGCUCCGGAGGCCGCAGUGAUGUCCAGAACUACGGCAUUGGACGUGGUGGACGCCCCUGCAAGGCCGCUGCCUUCCUCCGUGAGUUUGUGCCAUGUGGACAGUGGAUGCAUAUUGAUGCCACCAAUGUAAUGGUAACAGAGGGUGUCGAGUACGAGUAUCUGCGACGUGGAAUGGCCGGUCGUCCGACCCGCACGCUAAUAGAAUUUAUCGCACAGACGAUUUGCAAGGACACUGCACCAAAGUUGAACAAGUAGGAAGGUCGGUAUAGUUAAACACUUUUGUUUUCUUCAGCGAUCUUUGGACGAUGCCACACAUCGCAAAUGAAGUUUUAAGAGACAGACGUAUGAAUUUUAAAUUUGUGCCCAAUUAUUUUUAUGAUUUGGAUAAGAGAACGUUUAAAAUCAUUGGUUUAUUGAUGAAAAAUAUUUAUAAAAUUAAAAGUUAUCAAAAGCAUAUGUAUAAAUACAGAUAAUAAAGUUUUGAGUUAACA
Messenger RNA from Drosophila innubila, 2052 nucleotides. RefSeq names its product cytosol aminopeptidase-like. Gene Ontology annotation, cellular component: cytoplasm. The transcript is spliced from 3 exons. The record is from RefSeq and is a predicted model, not a curated record. Lineage: Eukaryota; Metazoa; Arthropoda; Insecta; Diptera; Drosophilidae. Gene Ontology annotation, molecular function: manganese ion binding; metalloaminopeptidase activity. Gene Ontology annotation, biological process: proteolysis. Bases 173 to 1816 code for a protein of 547 amino acids.